Messenger RNA from Ipomoea nil (Japanese morning glory), 1808 nucleotides. RefSeq lists its product as uncharacterized. NCBI's taxonomy places the organism in Eukaryota, Viridiplantae, Streptophyta, Magnoliopsida, Solanales, Convolvulaceae. Gene Ontology annotation, molecular function: protein binding. The transcript has a single exon. The record is from RefSeq and is a predicted model, not a curated record. The coding region runs from base 126 to 1358 and encodes 410 amino acids.
UUUCUAUUAAAGCAUAUAAAUAAGUGCUUCAAAUUUUCAUCCAGAUUAUCACUAUUCCUCUCUCUCUCUCUCUCUCUCUCUCUCUCUCUCUCUCUGCUACACAGAAUCAAGAAGAAGAAGACGAGAUGCCGCUGCAUUCGAGGAAUAAUGGUGGGCUAUCAACGCCAUUGUUGUCUUCCUCAACACCGAGCAGCAGCAACAGCAGCGAUACAGAUGAAAGCCCAGCACCAUUAUCAAGAAGAUACAACAAUGACUUCCCAGAUCUCCAUUUCACCAUUCCAAAACCACCCAUCUCCUCCUCUUUCCAGUCCUACAAGUCCUUGGCGGUGCUCUCCGGCCACAUCGGCUCCGUCUCCUCCCUGGCAUUAUGCGGGGAGUUCAUCCUCAGCGCCUCACAAGGCCGAGACAUCAUCGUAUGGCAGCACCCAGAUCUCCGCCAAUUCACCAAAUUCGGCCAGGGCUCCGGCUCCGUGAAGGCCCUUUUAGCCGUGGGAAACCGAGUCUUCACAGCCCAUCAAGACACCAGAAUCAGAGCCUGGAAGGUCUCCAGAAGCUCCGAGAAUGUCUUCCGGAUCAUCAACACACUCCCCACCACCAAAGACUGUCUGGGCAAGCUCAUGCGGCAGAGCAAUUACGUCCAAACUCGAAGGAACCACAAGAAACUCUGGAUCCAACACGCCGACAGCAUCUCCUGUUUAGCAUUCCACAAUGGGUACAUAUACUCAGGUUCCUGGGACAAGACAUUGAAGGUGUGGAGGCUUUCAGAUUUCAAGUGUGUGGAGUCUAUCAAAGCUCACGACGAUGCGAUAAACGCUUUAAUCUCGAGCAACGGGGCUGUGUAUUCGGCUUCAGCAGAUGGGAGAAUCAAGGCCUGGAGGAGAACAGAAGGGAAUUCCAUUUCCACACAUUCCCUGGUGGAAAUCUUGGAGGGGCAUAAAGAUGUUUCUUUCAACACUGUGGUGGCUUGUGAGGAUGGGAGGUUUUUGUAUGGUGGAGGGUCGGAUGGGUAUGUGAUGGGGUGGGGGUGGGGGGGGAGAAAGGUGUGUGAGGUGAAAGCACAUGAAAUGGCUGUUUUGUGCAUGUGUAUAAUGGGGGAUUUUGUGUGCAGUGGUUCAGGUGAUAAGAGUAUAGGGAUAUGGAGGAGGGAGAUGAAUGGUGGGAUAUUUAGAGUUGGGGUUAUAAAAGGGCAUGAAGGGCCAAUUAGGUGUCUUCAGGCAUCACCCCUUAGUGUGGGGGGUGGGUUCAUGCUCUACAGUGGAAGCCUUGAUAGAAGCCUUAGGGUUUGGUGGGUUCCCAAGUACUGUGACACUGCCAAAUCUGAGGAAAAAUCUGUGUUUUUGAGGUUGCCUUCUGCGUAAGAGUUCUACUACAUGGACUUUCAAAUGUUACUCUUUAAAUUGCGGGUACUGAUAAAGCUACUUUUUGCAUGUGGGUCCUAAUAUAAGUGUUUACAUCACGAUUUUGUGUGUGGGAGUAAAAAUUGGAAGUAUAGAACAGAACAGAAAUGUUUAACCUGGUUGCUGCAUAGUUAUGUUUCUUGAAGAAGCACUGGUCUGGUUUUUUUAUGCAGUGCUUUUGGAAUCUUGAGAGUUUUGGGGUGGAUUGGAGAAUGGAGGUUUGUGUUUUCUGCAGUUUGUUUUUGGAGGAUUUAAUUCUGUGAAUGUGGAGUAUGGGGAGUUAUAGGACAUGAUCAAGAAUGUGUUGUUUCAUUUUUUUUAUUAGUCACAAAUAGUUCAUUUAUUUUUAAUUGUAAUUAUGCCUACACAGUGAUUGGAAUCAACGAAUAAUACUAUAGUUUUUAUUCUUUG